Molecule: messenger RNA, 9009 nt
Organism: Astyanax mexicanus (Mexican tetra)
Lineage: Eukaryota; Metazoa; Chordata; Actinopteri; Characiformes; Acestrorhamphidae
Exons: 5
Coding region: 548-3247 (899 amino acids)
Biological process (GO): protein dephosphorylation; negative regulation of JUN kinase activity
Cellular component (GO): cytoplasm; cytosol
Molecular function (GO): protein tyrosine/threonine phosphatase activity; MAP kinase tyrosine/serine/threonine phosphatase activity
Source: RefSeq, a predicted model, not a curated record
AUCAUCCUCCUCCUCCUCCUCUUUCUCUCGUCCGCGUCUGCGCGCACGCGCCACACACCACGGCGCACGUUCACGCGCGUCUACGGCUACAGUGUGCUGCUCUCUGUGCUCUCUCUCUCUCUCUCUCUCUCUCUCUCUCUCUCUCUCUCUCUCUCUCUCUCUCUCUCUCUCUUUCUCUCUGUCACACACACAUAGACGACCGGUGACAAAAAAAAAAAUGCUUCAUGCCGGGGAGGGAGCAGUGCGCGUGCAUUAAACGUCCAGGAGGAGACGUUUUUGCAAGGGAGACUAAUAGACUAUAUUAGCUUAUAUAUUGUUAUUAUUAACGAUAAUAGUAAUAAUAAUGCAGGGCAUAAGAAGACUCAGCUAGCCAUGUAAUCAUGCAGCCGAGCGGAACAGGCGCUGCUGGAGAAGAAGCACACGGGUGACAGCGGUUUGAGGGAAUGAUGAUACAGCGGACCCCCCGAGUGUAACGCUACAAAAGGCAAGGCUGAAAAAAGAAAGAGGAUGAGGAGAUCGUCACCAGGCUCUCUGUGCUUAGCCCCAGAUGCCUCCUCUCCCUCUUGACGAGCGCAUAGUGGUUAUCCAGCGGCCUAAAAGCUUGGCUUUGCGUGUGGCCUCUCCACCGACCACCUCUCAGUCUUCCUCACAACGACUUACAACCCGCAACGAACCCCCACCCCACUUACCACAGCCCCAACCUCCUCCACCCCGUCCUUAUCCACCCUCUAACUCUCUGUCCCUGGAAUGCAGGCACAGGCAUUUAUCCCGUGUGCAGAGAGCGAAGGGAGAGAGAGGUCCCACCACAGACGACAGCACCCCAAUCCCUAGUCACUGUCACAGCAAUGGGACUGUGACUCUGGGUCCCAGACCUCACAAGCACACACAUACCAUUGACAUUAAAGUCUCUGUGGACAAAGGAGGGACACAUCCCGACAAAGGGCGCAGUAGCAGCUUGACCCGAGGUGGAAGCUUCAGAGAGAGCAGAAGCAAGAGAGUGUCUCUGCAGGUGGAUUCAGAGCAAGGUGACAGAAAACCCAGAGGGAAGUCUUCUGACCCCCCAGAGAGGCAACAAAAUCAGAACAAACCACAGCACAGUAGCCAUUAUCAAAACCAGCUAGCUGUUUCACCAGGUGGGGUCUUGGAAUUUGUUCCAGCCCAAAGACAGCAAUCAAAAUCUAGGCGGACAAGAGAAGAAGAAUUGCCAUCAAAGUUUCAUUCUGCAGUUGCCAACUACAGGGACGUGCCUUCCGUGGGUAACAAAGAGAAUUCCAAACUGGGAACUGUCCAACAGCCUCCCAACCCCCACAGUCUACCCCGUCACCACAGCUCUGCCCCAUCACCCCAUGCUUCCAUCUUAAACACCCACUACCCAGCUGCCCCACCCUCUGUUCCCUUCCGGGCAACACCCUCCUUCCAGAACAUCAGUCAAACUCGCCCUUCGCGUACCAGAGAUCAACGCCCCCAGAUCCUCCACAAUUUGCCUCUCUCUCCCAUCUCCUCCCGUGGAGGCUUUCCCAGCCCAGACCACACCUGCACUAUUGACUUUUCUCACCCAUUCAACUGUGGCUGCUGGAGGCUGGUGCGUUGUAGGGGAGCGAGAGGCCACUCAGCUGGCUGUCAAGGUGGCACUGGAAGCCCAUCCUCUUCAUUUUCUCAAGCCCAAGGAGCAACUCCAAACAAAAGAGGUGACGGCACCAUGGGAUUGAAAACAUUAGGAGGAUGCUUGUCCACUGCCUCCACCACCAACACCUCCUCAUCCAACAGCACUGUGUCCGACUGCCGUACAGGGCUUCUAAGACCUUUAGGCUGUGCAUCCUGUUCAGGGGAAGGAAGAGGUUUUGAGAGUCCAGCCGCAUUUCGUAAAAAAUUGGUUGGCGGCUGCUUACCCUGUGCUCCCCUCUCCUCAUCUGCUCCCCUACGUGCCCUGCAGAGUUGUGUCAGUGGUUGCAACCCCAAAGCAAGUCAAACAGGUAGCUCCACCUGCAGCUACUGUAGCAGUGAUCCCAUAGUCGUAACCUAUAACCCUCACAGAGCUAAACCUCCCAACAUGGGCCACAGUAUUGGGGCACAUACAAUGGGUGGGUACCAACCUGAUGAUGAUGAUUACAGUGUGCGCACAAUUUGGCCUGAGGAGCUUGCAAAGAAGAUGACUCGCUCUAAAACCCAACCGAACCACCACAGUGCAGGUGUGGGGAUGGGAACAGGAAGGGCUUGCAUGGGCCAUGACCAGAAUGGAAGCAAUGGAACCAGUCCAGUUAUUCUGGACUGUCGAAACCUCCUAGAGUUCACUCGAUCCCAACUGACUGACCAUGCAGGGCGACGGAGACUCCAGCAAGGCAAGAUGGCAGUUUUGGACUUCAUGGGGUCCGGAAGCAGCAGAGACCAAGGCAGAGACUCCCUGAAGAGGCUCUGGAACAAAGGAGGAGAUGCUGGCAUGGGGGAUAGUGAUGGGAUAGAUGAUGAUAUGCUUCCACGUUCACCUUCCCCUCGUUCUCCCACUCCUGAGUCUCCCAUCUCAUUCUCUCCUCCACCUUCUGCUCCUGGCACUCUCAUCAAGUCCAAACCGAGAGGAAGAGAACGAGAGGGAGGGCACUCCUUACCAUCGGCUCAGUCGCUUCAUUUGGUCCUCAACUCACUUAACAGGGAGCAAGACGAGGAGGAGAAUGGAAGAGUGCACCUCUCCCUCCCACUCUCCUCCUCCCUCCCUGCUUCCCUGUCGGACGAGAGUGUGAUGACCCCAGACGUGGAGAAUGCUGUGGUCAGCCCCAUCCUGCCGUUGCUUUUCCUGGGAAAUGAGAGGGAUGCGCAGGAUCUGGAUCUGCUGCUGCGACUGAACAUCGGCUACGUAGUCAAUGUCACCACCCACCUGCCCCUCUACCACGUGGACACAGGUCUGGUGCGCUACAAGAGGCUCCCCGCCACUGAUAACAGCAAGCAGAACCUCCGCCAGUAUUUUGAGGAGGUCUUUGAGUUCAUAGAGGAGGCUCAUCAGAAUGGGCGGGGUGUGCUGGUGCACUGCCAAGCAGGCGUGUCCCGCUCAGCGACCAUCGUCAUCGCUUACUUGAUGAAGCACACGCUCAUGACCAUGACGGAUGCCUAUAAGUAUGUGCGGGGUCGACGACCAGUGGUGUCUCCAAACCUCAACUUCAUGGGGCAGCUGCUGGAGUUCGAGAGGGAUCUCAACUCUGGGGUUACUCCUCGAAUCCUCAUUCCCAAACUGAGUGGCCUGGAGACACAAGUCUGAGAGAGAGCGAGAGAAUAACAGGAGAGUGGAAGAUGAGAUAGGGCUGAGAAAGAGGAGGAGGAAGAAACAAGUCUCAAAAGGCUCCUUAGAUGAUUGCAAAAAUAGAUUUACAUCUACAUGUUUAUGUGGGUUGUCUUUUGUGAUGAGGUGUUUAAUAAUAGAUCCGAUAGAUCAGAAAAAAGAAUUCCGGUAAGGGUGCAGUAGAAACGUCUGGGGAGAAAGGAAACUGUUCAAAAGAAGAAAUGAAAAAGAAAUCCACUCUUUUGAGCAUUUAGAUGGGAUAAUUAUAGAGCUUUAAGAGAAGUAGGAAAAACGUGUUUGUAUAACCAACCUUAACAGUGAUACAGAGUUCAUAAUUAUGUGCCAAGUUUUAUAACGCUUAACAUCAAAUCCUACAUACUAAUGCAUUACAGCUCAGUUUAUUGCAAAUAUUAUAACAGUAACAGUAUUCUUAUUAUUGAUAUUAUCUAGCAGCCCUUGUUACACAUACGUUGGUGUGUGUGUAUGUUAAAGCUGUGAGGGCAGGGCUCCAAUGCAAUGCAAGUGGGGGUGGGGUGGGCGAACAUCCUGGCUGUCAAGCACAGAAGAAGUUACAGUGAUGUGACGAGUCUUUCGAAACCUGGGGGGCUGACAGGAUGGGCGGCGGGUUGGGUGGGCUGGACAUAUUGAGACCCAAAAAACUGUAGCAAAUUUCUCACACCUUCUCCACUGUGCACAGAACUUUUCUAGACAGAUUAUUCAAUAGAGAGUUCAAACGCACUUUAUUUUUUUAUCCCAACUGUCCCACAGUCGUGACACAAAGCUGGCUGCUGACAGACUUGAAAAAGCUCAACAUAGACAUGAUUUUUUAUUUUGCCUUUUAUUUAUUUUUACUUUCUUUUACUGCUACUGUCAUUACUUGAUUCACUUUUUACAUUCUUUAUCUGAAUUCCCUGUGUGGGAGAUGUGCAAUAGGACUGAGUAAUGGUGGCCUCUAAUGGCAGCCCGGUUAAAGAAAUAUUGAAUUAAAUUAUUCAUGUCGGGAAGGUGGUUCAUAAUAGACAUUUCUGAUUGAACUUGAGCUUUAGUUAUCUAUGAUACCAUCCCCAAAGAUGUUACAGUUUGAUGAGCAAAAAAAUGCCUUUGGCAGAGGAAUUGACUCAAAUGCUACAGUAUUUGGAAAAUUCACGUUGGACAGAAGAACAGCGUUUUUCCUUUCCUACCGAACCUGUGGACUGUUUUUCUUUGUUUUAAGCAUAUACUGAUUUCUUCUGGCAUGGUACAGAUUUAAUUUAUUUAUUUUCACAGCAUCUUUUCAAAAUGAUUUGUCAAUUUGUAUGUAUCAGUUGAUACAGAAAGAUGAGCUACACAUGAAGGAAAUCAUUUUCCGAGACUUCACAACAACAUUAAUUCAUUAGCUUGUAAAUGUAUAGUACCUUACGUGAAGUUAUCACUCUGAAUCACUCUGCCCAUACUCCCAUUUUGAACAGGUUUUGUCAGUUUUAUUUAUUUUCCUAAAUUCCUGGAGACAAGUCACGACAAGUGACGUUUUUGUUUUUUAUGUAGAUGUCAGAUCAACAAACUUAAAGCUGUUAUAGUUGAUAUUGUAGAAAACAGCUUUUGCCAUUUGCUCUCUAGCACUGUCUGUAUAUGGAAGACUUUCUGUCUUUCCAUUAUUAUCAGUGCAAGCUUGUGAAGCUAGCUCCUAAUACACAACAGUGUAUGUAGAUUUAAGCCUGUGUAACAGAUUCUGCACAUAGAUAUGAGGAGGCAAUUAUGCCAUAUAAACAUUUAAUCUGAUACGAACAAACGAAAAAAUGUAUUAGAACUCUAAUUAUACAGAGAAUUAUAACAAAAACUGUUUUUAGACAGUCACCAACUACAGCUUUAAGUAAAAAUGAGCUGACAUCUAUGGAUGACUGAGGUUGUAGUGGAAUUGAACCAGUCCAAUGAUAAUGGUACCGGUCCAUUCCUAUCAGAGGCAAAAACGUAAGGCGUACUGAGUAUGCUUGUGAUUUUUUUUGCUCAGCAAGUAAGUAAGUAAGUCUAUCCCCAUAGCAAUUUACCAAGUGUACUAAUUUGCUUAAUUCCACAUAUUAUCAUGGCGGCCUUUUGAAUAAACCAGACGUAUUAAGCUCUCAGGACAGAAGGCAAAUCAUCUCCGCUUAACGAUCGACUGUGGAAAACUACCACCCUUUUAAUUCUUCCUCACUUUUCCUACCUUCUGGUCCAUUGUUUACAUUCUCUCCUCUUAGUUCACAGAUUCUGAAGAGUGUUCCGGCUCUUUUUUAUGAUACUAUGCACCAUUCAGCUGUUCAUUUCUUUAUAUUAUGGAAGUGUAAUCUGUGACAAAAGACCAGGCAUUGUUCAGUUCACUGUGAUAAGCUUUCUUCUUCCUGCAUUUCGUCAAGUUCUUAGCCUUAGUCCUUGAAGUCUCCCCUCAUCAGUCUUGACUUGCAGGAGGUUUGUCUGCUCUCUCAGAGCUCUUAUCUCGCUCGCUGAGGCAGUGGGCUUGCACCCACCACUUCCAUGUCUCUACUAAUCUUCUCCUCCCAGAACUGCAGUGCUGCUUUGCAUUUCAUUGCAAAUGAGCUGGGUCAGGAUGCGGAGGCGUUAAUCGUAUUAGCCAAAAAAAUUGUGUGUGUUGUGAAACACUCUUAAAAAUAAAUAAUUAGUUAUUUGGAAAUAUGUACUCUAAAUGUAUUCGGUUUAAAUCCUAAACAUGGCAUCUGCUGCCACUCACAUACUGCAUCUGUGCAACAAGAUGCUCAGGCAUUAUGUUUUAGAACAUGGAUUAAAAUUAGGAUUAAGUUUCAGUAAAUAAGGUUACAGUUAGGGAUAGAACAUGGGCCAGGGGAAAAUUUGUGAAAAUGUAAAAGUUAAGCAUCAACACAGCCUGUCCAAUGGGAUAUACAAACAAAAGUAAAAAAAAAAAAUCAUUUGUUAUCAAUAUUGGAAUGGUAGAAAUGCAUGGACAGCAAAACACAAAUUGAUUCCACAACAGGUGUAGCGCCUCUGCUGGCUGGUGGCAGUAUAAUGUGUAACUCAGCCAAUGACCAGGUUUUAAAAACAAAUUUCGCUAAAAUGAAAGAAAAUGUUUUAUCCAGUCAUUAAUUAAUUUAUAAUACAUUAUACCAAAAUAUUAUUAAAAAAUUAAAAUGUCACAUUAAUAAAAGUUUCUUUAGGAAACCAAAAGAGUCGCGCAGACUCUGAUUUUGGGCCUCCCAAUUGCGAUUUAGAUCAGUCGGAGCAUAUCAAACAUUAUUUUUUUUUAUAACUCACUUAGAACAACUAGUGUUAUAUAAUAGUGUACACUAGUCACAGACUCAGUCUGAGUGAGGUGUGUCAACAGCCAAUGAAAGCUGAGCACAGAAACUAAAAAACAGGUAUUUGUUUUUAGUAUCUACUUGUCGUGUAUGACUUCCACCUUAUAAAUCUGUAGUUUCGAGGUUUGUUCAGUUCAGUUUAUACCCUGUUGUUUAUUGUUCAAUAAACAUAUUUUCCUUCAUCAUAAAAAAAUUAGGAAAACUCAUUAUGGAAGUGUGAGAUUUAUUUUUCAGCGGGUUGAAAGUGCUCUGAGAGACCAGACCAGUCUCUGCAAUCUAUCCAGAGAUGGAUGCUGCUGAUCAAUUCAAAUAUUAACAACAAAAGUACUUAAACUUGAAUAUUUGUACUAAAACCAUUGGUUCCUAUAUUGCCAUUAUUUCUUUACAUAUUUGUCUUUAGUAUUUAUUACGAUGAGCUGUUGAAUUUUAAAUCCCUACUUUGCUUUUUUUUUUAAACCUUUUUUUUUCUUCAAAUCUAAAACUGCCAGUUGCUUCGGCUUGUGUGGGUAGAUACAUACAGCACGUGUUUUAGAAGUGAAAAUGAAAUUCCACGAAUGCCUUUAGGAAUAGUAACGGUCUUCCAAGUCAGUGUAGCACCUAACGAUGGACAAGAAAUUUACAUUGUGAUUCUUGGAGAUCUUGACCUUGUUCAGAAGUGUUUGUGCAAUGUGCUGUGUAUGUGUGUGUGUGUAUGUAUGUAUGUAUGUAUGUGUGUGUAUGUAUAUAAGAGAGCGAGAUGGGGAGGGAAGGUCAGCAUCUAUUGUAAACCUUUCUCACCAUUUCUAGUAGAAAUCCCAACCUCAGGCCUUGCUUAUGAAUCAUUGACAAAACUCUAACCUCGAUGGAAGCCUGCAUCUGUCAAUGCCACAGUCAACGAUGCCUUCUUUUCCCAUAGGUUUGCUCUUCCAGUCAUUAGGAAACGAUUACCUCUCUAUUCAUUCAGACAUACCUUCCAUCGCAGACAUGAAAAGCGUGAGAUUUGGUACGAGGAACUUCAGUCAAGUGACUUCUGACAUUUUCUCUCUCUGUGAACUAUACACACAGCUUAAUGUUCUUCAGAGACGCACCGAAUACACUUGGAAAGUGCGUGUUAAACUCUAAAGAAUGAAAAAUGAUAAAACAUCUGGAGAGUGUAUUUUUGUUUCUUUGUUUUUGUGUGCUGAGAGAUCUAUUGAGCUAUGUGUCUUUUUGCACAGGAUAUUCAACAUCUAAAUGUAAAUUUUGGUGUAUAAUUUGCUCAGACAUGUAAAUCUAUGUCUAUUUCUGUGACUUUAUAUAUUUAUUCAUGUAUGUUUAUGCCUGUUUUUCAGUUUCCUCUUUUUUAAAAUCAUGAUCUAAGUUAUUGUGCCAAAAUGAGGGGUGACUUUCGAGAGCUGGUGAUUGCGACAUCAGUCUGCGGAGGAUAAAGAAGUGCCCUGGAGGAUGAAGUGUGACGAGUGCUGUCCCAUUAUCAGUGUCUUGCCUUUACUCCCCUGCCUCCCUGGAUGACACCAAGUUAGACCCGAUGACAAUGUUGUAUUCCGUUGCUGUAUCUUUAUACAUUAUGUGCAGGUUUUUUUUCUCCGCGGAACUGCUGAACAAUGAUUCUCAUGAGAUGAUGUUAUAUUUUCAUAUGUUGACAAUGUUUUUUGUCUGAUCAUUACGAUUUUAUCAGUGACUCUUUUGAUAGACGUGUAUAGAAGUACUAGGUUACUGUCCCUUAUGAAUGGCAGGAGUAAUUGGUAUGCAUGUUGUACCCGUAUCUCCAAUGACCUGAGAUUUUCAUGUCCACGCUACACUGUAUAUGGCGCAGCUGGACAUAUCAGUCUUUUCUCAUGUGUGUUCAGUCCUCAUUGUGCUCCUAAAAGUAAAGGUGCCUAAAUGGUUCUCAGCAUAGACAUACAGUUCUGGGAAGAACACUGGUAUUAGAAUUGGUAUUAGAGGUGCGCCGAUACGAUACUCAGUAUUUUUAUUGGUCCAAUACUGGCCAUCACUGGAUCGUAAUCGUGAACAAAAUCAAUAUGAUUAGGAUUGUUAUUUAGAUGGACAGAUGUUAAGCAAAAUGCAUUAAGACAAUUGUAUUAUUUUCAGUAUCAGUCCUAAGUUCAAGCACUUUUUACUGAAAGGAUUUUCUUGUGUUCAUGAAAACUCUUUUUGGCAUCUUUAUUUUCAAGGGCAUCAUUGGCUUUAUCAUUGUGAAUCGAUCAAUAGGAGGGCUUUGUUGCUUUUUUUCCUAAAACCUACUGUGAUUGAGCGACUGUGAUAUAUAAUGCUCUAAAGCAACAAUGAUAAUCAGUAUGAGAAACUGAUUAUUACCAGUUAUGACUAGGAUGAUAAUGAUUUACCUCUUUAAGAAAGAGCAGAAGAUCCAACGGUUGGCUGUAUUACCGCAGAACUGUCCACCAUUGAUGUACUUGGAGAUUUCUGGAAAACGAAAUGAUUUGUUGAAAUACAUUUUUUUACAUCAAAUCACCAAUA